CCAGGCUCCGGGGGCAAUCCCGGCCCUGGUUUCCCCAGGCUGGACUGCUUCUAGCUCAGCCCAGGAGGAGAGCCAGGUCGUGGUGGAGUUGUGACGUAGAAGUUAAGGUGCUGCCAUGGGGAACCAGUUGGCUGGUAUUGCCCCUUCUCAGAUCCUUUCGGUUGACAGCUAUUUCUCAGACAUUCAUGACUUUGAGUAUGAUAAAAGCCUGGGCAGUACUCGGUUUUUUAAAGUUGCCCGAGCCAAGCACAGGGAAGGUCUGGUGGUUGUUAAGGUGUUUGCCAUUCAAGAUCCAACUUUACCAUUAACUAGUUACAAGCAGGAGCUGGAGGAGCUGAAAAUAAGGCUGCAUUCUGCACAAAACUGUCUUCCCUUUCAGAAGACUACACUGACCGAAAAAGCAGCCAUGCUUUUUAGGCAGUAUGUUCGAGAUAAUCUCUAUGAUCGUAUUAGUACUCGGCCAUUCCUAAACAACAUUGAGAAGAGGUGGAUAGCCUUCCAGAUCUUGACUGCGGUAGACCAAGCACACAGAUCUGGGGUCCGUCAUGGGGACAUCAAAACAGAAAACGUCAUGGUGACCAGCUGGAACUGGGUCCUUCUAACAGAUUUUGCAAGUUUCAAACCAACCUACCUUCCUGAAGACAACCCUGCAGAUUUCAAUUAUUUCUUUGAUACAUCUCGGAGGAGGACAUGUUACAUUGCUCCAGAGCGCUUCGUUGAUGGCAGCAUGUUUGCUACAGAACUGGAGAACAUGAGAGAUCCUUCUACUCCCCUGGUAGACUUGGCCAACAGUAAUCAACGGAGCAGGGGGGAACUGAAACGUGCAAUGGACAUCUUUUCUGCAGGCUGUGUAAUAGCUGAGCUCUUUACAGAAGGUGUACCUCUGUUUGACUUAUCACAACUUUUGGCUUAUAGAAAUGGCCUCUUUGCCCCUGAACAAGUCUUGAAUAAAAUUGAAGACCGCAGUAUCAGAGAACUGGUUACUCAAAUGAUCCAAUGUGAGCCAGAAAAACGUUUGGCAGCUGAAGACUACUUGAAACAACAACGUAACAAUGCAUUUCCUGAAAUAUUUUACACUUUUCUCCAGCCUUACAUGGCGCAGUUUGCCAAGGAAACUUUUGUAUCUGCAGAUGAGCGGAUCCUUGUUAUACGUAAAGAUCUGGACAAUAUCAUUCACAAUCUCUGCGGACACGACCAGACAGAAAAAGCAGAAGGAGAGACGAAGGAAAAUGGGCUAGUCAUUUUGGUGUCCGUGAUAACUUCAUGCCUACAGACUCUCAAAUAUUGUGAUUCUAAGCUGGCUGCCUUGGAGCUGAUUCUCCAUUUGGCGCCCAGGUUAAGCGUGGAAAUCCUGCUGGAUCGUAUCACACCUUAUCUCUUGCAUUUCAGCAAUGACUCUGUGCCCAGGGUGAGGGCAGAAGCUGUUAGGACACUCACUAAAGUUCUUGCUCUUGUCAAAGAAGUUCCACGUAAUGAUAUAAAUAUCUACCCAGAGUACAUCUUGCCAGGAAUUGCACACUUGGCCCAAGAUGAAGCCACUAUUGUCCGACUGGCUUAUGCUGAGAACAUAGCACUGUUGGCUGAAACUGCUCUGAGAUUCUUGGAAUUAGUCCAGUUGAAAAACCUGAACAUGGAAAAUGAACCAAACAGUGAAGAAGCAGAUGAUGCAACACACCCUAGUGAAAACUAUGACACUGAACUUCAGGCCUUGCAUGAAAUGGUCCAGCAGAAAGUUGUUACUUUGUUGAGCGAUCCAGAAAACAUUGUGAAACAGACCUUGAUGGAAAAUGGAAUCACUCGCCUUUGUGUCUUCUUUGGACGUCAAAAAGCCAAUGAUGUUCUGCUGUCCCAUAUGAUCACCUUUCUUAAUGAUAAGAAUGAUUGGCAUCUACGGGGAGCUUUUUUUGACAGCAUAGUGGGUGUUGCUGCUUAUGUUGGCUGGCAAAGCUCCUCAAUCUUAAAGCCUCUGCUCCAGCAGGGGCUCAGUGAUGCUGAAGAAUUCGUCAUAUAUAAGGCCCUCAAUGCCCUUACCUGUAUGUGCCAAUUAGGGCUUCUGCAGAAGCCACAUAUAUAUGAAUUUGCCUGUGAUAUUGCACCAUUUCUGUGCCAUCCUAAUCUCUGGAUAUGUUAUGGAGCAGUAGGAUUUAUAACUGUUGUAGCACAGCAUUUGAAUAUUGCUGAUGUUUAUUGCAAACUCAUGCCUUAUCUGCACCCUUUUAUCACCCAGCCAAUAAUACAGAUAGAUAAAGAAAUAGUGCUUCUGAGUGUCCUCAAAGAGCCUGUAAGCCGUUCUAUAUUUGAUUAUGCUCUACGAUCAAAGGACAUAGGAAGCCUGUUCAAAACUCUGCAACUUCGUCAAAAGAAAAGGAAUGGAACUCUUCCUGAUUGCCCACCCCCGGAAGAUCCAGCAAUUGCACAACUGCUGAAGAAGCUACUUUCCCAAGGGAUGACCGAGGAAGAAGAAGACAAGCUGCUAGCCUUAAGAGACUUCAUGUUAAAGUCCAAUAAAGCCAAGGCCAACAUAGUGGACCAGAGCCAUCUUCAUGACAGCACCCAGAAAGGAGUGAUCGACUUGGGGGCUCUGGGGAUAAUUGGGAGACAAGUCGAUCUUGUCAAAAUGAAGCAGGAGUCUGAUGACAAACGUGCUAGAAAACAUGUAAAACAAGAUUCCAAUGUGAAUGAAGAAUGGAAGAGUAUGUUUGGCUCUUUGGAACCUUCAAACAUAACCCAACCAAUUACCAAAGGCCACAGCCAAGCUGCAGAUCAAGAAGCCAUCCAGACUGGGAAACCUCUUCGGUCAGAGUCCUCAGCCGGCAUUUGUGUCCAUUUGUCAUCCUCUCCGCAGGCCACAGAUGGAGCAGCUGUCCAAGCCAGAAAACCAGCAAUACAAGUUCUAAGCAGUAUAGCUUCACCUUCCACGUACCAGUUGCGCAUAACGACUUGCAAAACAGAACUUCAGCAACUGAUCCAACAGAAGCGUGAGCAAUGCAAUGCAGAAAGAAUUGCCAAGCAGAUGAUGGAGAAUGCUGAAUGGGAGAGCAAGCCGCCACCUCCAGGUUGGCAUCCUAAAGGGCUUCUGGUUGCUCACCUUCAUGAGCAUAAGUCCGCAGUGAACCGCAUUAGAGUCUCUGAUGAACAUUCAAUUUUUGCCACAUGCUCAAAUGAUGGAACAGUGAAAAUCUGGAACAGUCAGAAAAUGGAAGGCAAAACUACUACCACUAGAUCAAUUUUGACAUAUUCUCGGAUUGGAGGGCGUGUCAUGACACUUACUUUUUGCCAGGGUUCUCACUACUUGGCUAUAGCUUCAGAUAAUGGAGCCAUCCAACUUCUUGGGAUUGAAGCGUCAAAACUACCCAAAUCUCCUAAAAUUCAUCCAAUACAAAGCAGGUUUUUAGAUCAGAAGGAUGAUGGCUGUGUGGUAGACAUGCAUCAUUUUAAUUCAGGAGCCCAGUCAGUGUUAGCUUACGCCACGGUGAACGGUUCCUUAGUGGGAUGGGACUUGCGGUCCUCCAAUAACGCCUGGACACUAAAACAUGAUUUACGAUUGGGACUUAUAACCUCCUUUGCUGUUGACAUACAUCAGUGCUGGCUCUGUAUUGGUACAAGCAGCGGUACCAUGGCAUGUUGGGAUAUGAGGUUCCAGUUACCAAUCUCCAGCCAUUCGCAUCCUUCCAGGGCACGGAUUAGACGCCUACUUAUGCAUCCCCUCUCCCAGUCGUGGGUGGUGGCAGCUGUUCAAGGCAAUAAUGAAGUCUCCAUGUGGGAUAUGGAAACCGGUGACAGACGCUUCACAUUAUGGGCCAGCAGUGCCCCCCCUCUUUCGGAAUUGCAGCCUUCACCUCAUAGUGUUCAUGGAAUAUACUGCAGUCCAGCAGAUGGAAAUCCUAUAUUAUUGACAGCAGGUUCAGACAUGAAGAUAAGAUUCUGGGAUUUAGCAUACCCUGAGAGGUCCUACAUUGUUGCUGGAAUUCCUAGCAGCCCAUCUGUAUCCUAUUAUAGAAAGAUCAUUGAAGGCACAGAAGUAGUUCAGGAAAUUCAAAACAAGCCAAAGGUGGGUCCCACUGAUGAAACCCCUCGGAAGGGCCCAGAGUCUUUGCCAGUUGGACACCAUGACAUUAUUACAGACAUAGCUACUUUCCAGACCACUCAAGGGUUUAUAGUUACUGCCUCACGAGAUGGCAUUGUCAAAGUGUGGAAAUAAAAGUUGCACUGACUUCUAUGUACUGUAAAUACUUGUAAUAAAGAUAAAUAGUAUGAAAUGGAGUUUCAUUGAAGAAUUGCUUCCAGAUCAUAAGAUGGUGGACUGUAAAGCUCACGAAGGUGACUAGUCUUUUGUCAACAUUUGUCACCAAUAUUAGUGGCCCUUCCAGAACCUGCCAUUGUAUUAAAGUAGAAAAGGAGUUAAAAUGAAGAAAUUGUACUUAACCAUGGUAUUCUUUGGAAGAAUUUGUUUAUAAACAUGAAAACAGCGCUUAUAUUCCUCAUCAACAAUAUUUAUAUAAACUGAUUUUUUUUUACAUACUGAAAGAGUGAUAAAACAAGAUUGUUGCACUUUUGUUCAUGUAUAUUCAAACUCAUGUACACGUAAUACUGAAAAAUAAAGAGUUUGGAUCAUU
Molecule: messenger RNA, 4616 nt
Organism: Elgaria multicarinata webbii
Lineage: Eukaryota; Metazoa; Chordata; Lepidosauria; Squamata; Anguidae
Gene: PIK3R4
Product: phosphoinositide-3-kinase regulatory subunit 4
Exons: 20
Coding region: 116-4201 (1361 amino acids)
Biological process (GO): autophagy of peroxisome; late endosome to vacuole transport; macroautophagy
Cellular component (GO): phosphatidylinositol 3-kinase complex, class III, type II; late endosome; phosphatidylinositol 3-kinase complex, class III, type I
Molecular function (GO): protein serine/threonine kinase activity; ATP binding; protein binding
Source: RefSeq, a predicted model, not a curated record